AAUGCCUGCCCGGGGGAAUAUGUGCCUGUGCCUGUGCCCGUGCAGAGACAGGUGUGCACGCGUGCAGGAUGCACAAGGAGACCUCGCACACACACACUCACGCACAGCCACGAGCAGAUGGCCCCAGAGACCGCCCGCAGGGUGUGCAGCGGCCAGGGCCGCAACCACUCCUUUCAGUGGCUACUCCCCGCUCCGCCCAGCGCGCCCCCGCCGCCCGCCGCAGUCCGCGUACUCCCAGCCGGUCAGCCCUCGGCUCGUCCCGGGCUCCGCGCAUCUCUGCAUCUCUCCGAGGGCUCGGCUCGCGGGAACGAGCAGGGGAGGGGACGGCCGCCGGCGCCCGAGGGCCCGAGGAGUCGCUCUCCGCAGCGGGCAGCUGGGGCCCUAGCUGCGGCAGCGGCUGCCUGUGGCGCCCGCGCGGGGUGGCCGAGAGCGGUGGGGCGGGAGCUCGCAGGCAGCAUGGCGGGGCUGCGGGCCAGGCUGGGCUCGGGGCUCGGGUUGCUGGCGCUGUCCACGCUGGGCCUCUGCCUAAUGCUGCAAGUCGGCGCCAAGAGGCCCCCCAAGACGCCCCCGUGCCCGCCCAGCUGCUCCUGCACCAGGGACACCGCCUUCUGCGUGGACUCUAAGGCAGUGCCCAGGAACCUGCCCUCCGAGGUCAUCUCUCUGACGCUGGUGAAUGCUGCCUUUUCAGAGAUCCACGAUGGAGCAUUUUCCCACCUGCCACUGCUGCAGUUCCUGUUACUCAAUUCCAACAAGUUUACACUGAUUGGAGACAAUGCCUUCACAGGACUGUCUCACCUGCAGUACCUCUUCAUUGAGAACAAUGACAUCUGGGCACUUUCCAAGUUUACCUUCAGAGGACUCAAGUCUUUGACACACCUCUCACUGGCCAACAAUAACCUGCAGACGCUGCCUAGAGACAUCUUUCGGCCCCUGGACAUCCUGAGUGACUUGGACCUGCGGGGCAACUCGCUCAACUGUGACUGCAAGGUGAAGUGGCUGGUGGAGUGGCUGGCACACACCAACACCACGGUGGCGCCCAUCUACUGCGCCAGCCCGCCCCGCUUCCAAGAGCACAAGGUGCAGGAUCUGCCGCUGCGGGAGUUCGACUGCAUCACCACAGAUUUCGUGCUGUACCAGACCCUGUCCUUCCCAGCGGUGUCGGCCGAGCCCUUCCUUUACUCCAGUGACCUCUAUUUGGCUUUGGCCCAGCCAGGAGCCAGCGCUUGCACCAUCCUCAAGUGGGACUAUGUUGAAAGGCAGCUUCGAGACUAUGAUAGAAUCCCAGCCCCCUCUGCAGUGCACUGCAAGCCGAUGGUGGUGGACAGCCAGCUGUAUGUGGUGGUGGCCCAGUUGUUUGGUGGCUCUUACAUUUACCACUGGGACCCCAACACCACGCGCUUCACCAAGCUGCAGGACAUCGACCCUCAGCGCGUGCGCAAGCCCAAUGACCUCGAGGCCUUCCGCAUCGAUGGCGACUGGUACUUUGCCGUGGCUGACAGCUCCAAGGCGGGGGCCACCAGCCUCUACCGCUGGCACCAGAACGGCUUCUACUCCCAGCAGGCCCUGCAUGCCUGGCACCGUGACACUGACCUGGAAUUUAUAGACGGUGAGGGCAAGCCACGCCUGAUCGUGUCCAGCAGCUCCCAGGCCCCCAUCAUCUAUCAGUGGAGUCGCACCCAGAAGCAGUUUGUGGCCCAGGGCGAGGUGACCCAGGUGCCUGAUGCCCAGGCUGUGAAACACUUCCGCGCAGGUCGCGACAGCUACCUGUGUCUCAGCCGCUACAUCGGCGACUCCAAGAUCCUGCGCUGGGAGGGCACCCGCUUCUCCGAGGUGCAGGCGCUGCCCUCCAGGGGCUCGCUGGCCCUGCAGCCCUUCCUGGUGGGUGGCCGCCGCUACCUGGCCCUGGGCAGCGACUUCUCCUUCACACAGAUCUACCAGUGGGAUGAGGGGCGGCAGAAGUUUGUGCGGUUCCAGGAGCUGGCGGUGCAGGCCCCUCGGGCCUUCUGCUACGUGCCUGCUGGGGACGCCCAGCUGCUCCUGGCCCCCAGCUUCAAGGGACAGACACUUGUGUACCGACACGUGGUGGUGGAUCUCAGUGCCUAGAGGGGGUCCGAGGCCUCUGGGUUCCUCGGAGCACUGGAGGCUGGGUGGAGCCUCCGGGGGAGCAGCGUGUUUGCCUGUGUGAAGACACAUGUAGCCAACCUGCAUACAUGCCCUCACGUACACAUCCCCCCGGCCAGCAUGGACCGUACUGUGGACUCUAGCCCAGGGAUGCCACUUAAUUUUCACUGUAAUCAGCAUGAAGUCUUGUAUACGCACCAGACCACCCAGCCCCUGGUGCCCUCCCAUAUGUGGACGCCGGUUCACCCCACACCACCUCCCUUGCUCUGCUGCCUUCCACAUGCUCUGGCCCAGGGAGGGGUCCUGGGAGGGCUGGAGGCUGAACCGCUCCCUCCUGUUCUUCAGCUUAUCCUUCUGACCCUCUGGUCUUUCCUGUUGGUGCUCCAGGUGUCUGUUUACCUGCUUAUGCUCUGCAUUGCAGCCCAUGGCCACAUCCUUCAUACUGCCGGGUGCACUCACCCACGCUCCCCGCCUUCUGCACGCACACGUGGACAUGGACAACCUCCCUCAGUUACACGCACACACACCUGUCUACACUCCCAUCUCCAUGGGCACACAUGCAGAUUCAGCGCUGGGUCCCCUCCAUGACCUUGCCUCUCUUCCUGAAGGGGCACAGAGUACCUGUCCUCCUCUGCUCACCCCUGGUGUGGCCAGCCUGCAGCGGAAAACAAUUGGAAUGGUGGUGCCAACCUCUGGACACCAGCUUGACCUCCUGGGGGCAAAGCCCCUCUGCCCGAAGCAAUAACAACAGCUCCAGCAGACCCUGCCUUCUUCCCAGCGCUGUCUCAGUGCUCACUGGAGUUUCCUUCUCUGACCCUGAAUCCAGCUCACUGGUGAACAGGAGACCACCCAGAUGAAAGCCUUUCUGCUUUUCUUUCCUGUAGCCGCCCCAGCCCCAGACCACACCAAUGGGUUCAGCCCCACCAUUGGGAUAUGGACCCUGCGCUGUGUUAGCUCCUUUGGGUGUGUCCAAGGGCUGGCCAAGCCGGGGUCGCUGCAAGCACCUGAGGCAUCUGGGCAGGUGCCAGGAGUGGAGCUGGGCUGAAGAGCAUCCUGGGGGCCCUGGUGCCCCUCCAAACCACAGAGGCACACCCCAGGAGCACUGCCUUUCAGUGCAAGCUGACUGCCGCAGCUGGGAGGGAGGGAGGGUCCUGUGGGAGCGGCACCUGGCAGCCAAGCUUCUGCUGCCCUCUGCUGUACGCUGGGAACAGAGGGCUCUGAGAUGUUAGGCUGGUAGGGAAGGCACAGGGCAGGGAGUCUCUUCCGUGUGCCCAGACUGUGUGGGGACCUCCAGGUAGGAGGAUGCCCAGGGGCACUUGGGGACAAUGCUCUGAUUCACUUGCUUCAAAUAAAAAGUUUCCACCCCAUUGACGGCUCUCAGGUAUCCAAUGGUGAUGGUGAGCGGCACCUGUUUCCUUAAGAACAGAGCUGUGUUGUCUGUCCCUGCUGCUUGCAGGGGGCCAGCGUCAGUUUCAGACCCCCUUCCUCCCUGCUCCCCUCCCUCUGAGGAGUGAGUAGGCACCCCAGAGUCAGCCGGUGCUGGGGUCAGAAGUUCAUGGUGAUGACGCUCAGGUGCUGGGUGAGUGUGACUCGUCUCUGUCACCUGGGGCUGACUCACGGCCAAGUGUUCCUUCUUGGAGAUCACAGUCUUGGGGCCCGCUGAGACUGGAGGCUGUCCCUCGGUCAGGUCAAAUCCAACCAACAGGGCCAAGGACAAGCUCAGCAGUCCGUCUCCUCUCCACCCCCCUCUGCUGGACAAAUAUGUGUCAUCGCUGCCACCCUCGGCCCUAGGUGUGAGAUUUCCAGCAAGUGGACUGAUUUCUCCAAGCUGAGCUUCUCCUUCUGUAAAGUAAAUAAUAAAACCUACUUUGUCCGAUCCUGAUUCUGCCACUUACUAGCUUGGAGGUCUCAACCAUAUUCCUUCGCCUAUUUGUAUCUCAGUUUCCUCAUCUGGAAAAUGUGGAUAAUCGUGCUACCUAUGUGAGAGGGUUAAAAUGAGAUUUGAAUGCAUUAGAUUUAUAAUGUGUUAAUAUAUGUAAGGCUUAGAAUCAUGUGUCUGGCACAGAACUAAGAUUUUUUUUUUUUUUUUUUGAUUGUAGGACUCUAGGAGAUACCCAGGUGGCUCAGAGAAGGCUGCUUUGUGGGCGAGGAGAAGGUUGAUCUUUGGGGAGACCUUCUGUCUGUGGAUUAGGGUUCCUGACCUAUCUUCAGUCUCAGAGCCCCUGUACCCUACAUCUUACCUUUAGCCUCAGAUGCCCACGCCUCACAAUAGGGAAUCUCAUAGGUGAUGUGUUUGGGUUUCCACCUCCUAAAACCACAGUCACGUGCUCUUGACUUAGCAGGUGUCUCUUGGGACCCCCCCAGCCACACUGUCCUGGGAAUGCCUUCCUGCUUUCUCAAAUGGGGAAUGGGCCCUCACGCUGUGCCAGGGAGAGGUUGCCAGGGAAAGAGGGUUGAGUCUCCCAGACAUGCUGGCACUCUGUUGCCCGGUAGAAAGAUAAACAUCACUGUGAUUGUCACUUCCCCCAGGGCACCCGCCAGGGUUGGGAGACUUCUCCCCCUGAAUGCCCAGCUUUCUGCACGUGGGGAAUGGAGCCCACCGUAUGCCUGCCUGGUCACCUGCCAGAGGUGGGUCAUCAUAUGUCCAGAGAGCUGCUUAGCAACUCAGUGUAACCGGGUGACUGUGUCAACAGCUCAGGACCAAUGGGCGUGACAGGCAGAGUCCACUCACUGCCAAAGCCCAGGAGGGUGACCCCCUCAGCUGUCAGCCUCACGCCCCUCCGUGCUCUCAGUAGCAGACCUCUCACAUCUUGUCCCUUAGAUUUUUCCAAGCACAGUCAUCGGGACCAAGAGUCUCCAUGUGAGAGACAUUCCCGGCUGGGUUGGCUUAGGGUGGGCACAGGGGAGCUCCUCUCCAGCGAAUGGGGGUAAAGUGAGGCCUGUGAUGCUGAGGUCAGGUGACUCUGGAAGGCAGCGAAGGUGGGGGAGGGGAGGCAGUUCUGCAGCAGGUACCAAGGGCCCGAGGCUCACAUGCACACAGUCAGCCCAGGUACCCUAACUUCUGGAGGAAUGGAUGUCCAUUCCCUUUUCUGUACCCCCUGCUCCUCCUGAGCUGUCCAGAGGGUCAGUCAUAUCCUUUUGCUCCAAGGAGACAAGGAUACUUUUCACCUUCAUUACAAUGUCUGUGUCCAGAGAUGGAUGGUGACCGCGACCUUCCUGAGGGGAUCCUAGCCCUGGGUGGUUCUUGUUCCUCCAAACUAGGGUGGGAGCUAGGGCCAAUGUGAGGAGGUGAUUAGGCGGGGGGAGGGAGGCAUCAGGGCCUUGGGGGAGUUUCUCCUGUGGGCCAGGUUCACUGCAAGCUCUCCCACUCAGCAACACCAAUAAAACUGAUGAUGAUAAUUAUGACUAUAUAAUCACUGAGUGUUUAUUUAUUCCCAAGAAGCCUCCUUUCCCUCCAUCAUUAGCUAUUCCAUCCUUUUGAUAGAUGGUGAGUGUUAACUGUAGCUCUAAUAAAAAGUAAUAACUGCCCAAGUUUUCCACCCCCACGCUCUGGGCAGCUCUGCUGUCACCCUCACCUCAGCCCUACGAGGCAGAAGGGAAGCUGUGCGGGGUGCGGGGGGGGAUGAUGCGCUCCCCAUUUUCAGAGGGAGGAAUGAGGCACCUAGCAGAAGAGGUACAAAGAAUGCAGCCCCACGUGGAAAGUUGUAGAAGCAGCAACGUUUGCCUUCUCUUUUUUUUUUUUAAUUACUUUUUAUUGGAGUAUAGCUGAUUUACAAUAUUGUAAGCCUUUUCUUUUGAGCCUCUCACCUUCUUCCAGAUACACACCUUCCUCCUAGAGGAGCUUUUCCAUUCCCUGUCCCCUCCCAGGGCUGCCCUCAGAAGACUGAUUAAUCUAAGCAUUUUUUUUUUUUUUUUUUUUUGU
This is a messenger RNA of Orcinus orca (killer whale), 6043 nucleotides long. It is a transcript of the gene LGI3, whose product is annotated as leucine rich repeat LGI family member 3. Gene Ontology annotation, molecular function: protein binding. Gene Ontology annotation, biological process: regulation of exocytosis. The transcript is spliced from 8 exons. The coding region runs from base 118 to 2103 and encodes 661 amino acids. The record is from RefSeq and is a predicted model, not a curated record. Gene Ontology annotation, cellular component: synaptic vesicle. Lineage: Eukaryota; Metazoa; Chordata; Mammalia; Artiodactyla; Delphinidae.